CAUUUGUUGAGUACAAAAAUAAAAACAAACAAAAGUUAGAUUAUUUUUUCAAAGUUGAAUGUAGUUGAUUUUAAGCUACUUUUUUCCAUUAUAAUCAACAAUUCAAACUAGCAUCAUGGUUGUAGAAAGCACUCCUGUGACGAAGACGAAGAUUAAAACGGCCCGCCCAAAACCCGUCUAUCUGUGGACCGUAGCAGAUACUUUGAAGUGGUUCCGCAGGCACUGCAGUGAACAGUUUGGAAAAUACAGCGACCUGUUCCAAAGGCAUGAAAUAACUGGCCGAGCAUUGCUCAGGAUUACGGACAAUUCUCUUUACCGGAUGGGUGUUGAAGAUGAUAAGGAUCGAGACGAUAUUCUGCGUGAAAUUAUUAAACAGCGACUUAAGACAGACAUUAUGGAAAUUCGUGAUAUGGAACUGAUGAAUAAUGUAUAUGAAAAUUGUUACUAGAAAUAUAAGGAAUUUUUUAUUCAUAUUUCAGAAGUGUCAAAUACUAUAUCUUUGUAGUCUAGUUCAAUAAAUAUUAUCAAUAAUUUUUGUCUGUUUACAGAAAUAAUUUAAAUAAAUUAUAAACUCAUGAAAAGCAAACACAAAACAA
Molecule: messenger RNA, 596 nt
Organism: Armigeres subalbatus
Lineage: Eukaryota; Metazoa; Arthropoda; Insecta; Diptera; Culicidae
Gene: ave
Product: protein aveugle
Exons: 3
Coding region: 116-448 (110 amino acids)
Biological process (GO): cell surface receptor protein tyrosine kinase signaling pathway
Cellular component (GO): cytoplasmic side of plasma membrane
Molecular function (GO): protein binding
Source: RefSeq, a predicted model, not a curated record